CCAGCUGACUCACAGAUUAAGGUUAUGUUCAAUCAAAAUCCGAGUUUGUUUUGUAUACAAAGAUGAUCUCACACCGUUAAACCCCAAUAAUGCACUUUUUUAUCCUUUUGACGUCUUUGUUCAUUCGAAAGUGUCGCAAAAUCGAAAUUGUUUGACACGAAAUCUCCUAGAAAUGGACAUUUUUGAAGAACUAGGUGUACCAAAAAAGUACCUGAAACCGACAACUAAAGACGGACAUUACAUAGCUCUGGUACAUAAAUCAUGGCUCAAGUCACUGGUAAAGUACUCAAAACUUGUGGAAUUCAUAGAAAGGGGGCGUUUUGACGCCUGGCCAGUAAGUGAGGAGGAGCUGGGGACUUCGUGGAGUAAAGUGUUUAUCUGUGUUUUUAAAAAACGUGAUGCUAACGUGAUUCCAUUACCUCGCAUUCGGAGUUUGAUCAAAGAUGACCCCCCUUUACUAUUCUGUCAAUUAAUGCAACAUAUUUAUCAAACGAAUUAUAAGAAUUUGUGGAAGGAGGCGUAUAAGAAAUACAACAGUAAAACCGAAUCAAAUAAAGAAACACAAAUUUCUCUAGUGGAAUAUAAUGAGGUUUUGAGAGAGAUUAUAACAAGGAUUUAUGGAUGCCCCAUUGUAAAUAUUUGCGACUCAAGACUAAUCACAGAGCAAUCAAAGAAUUUUGACGUACACUUAAAUAUAUUACCAGCUGUUUGUGCUGUAGAGACUCUUAACGCAAUUUUCGUCAUACACAUGCCCUAUUUUGACCACAAUUUGAAAGAUUGUGUUACUUUCAGCCCCGCAAUUUUAAAUAAAUGUUACGCCAAACCGUUAUUUAUAAUCUACCAAUUGUUACAAACUUUGAAAUCAAUGCAUGACCGCAGCCUCACUCUAGGGGAUAUCUCCUUGAAUGACAUUUACUUGACUGAAGACAUGUGGAUUUACAUAAUCCCAAGCAUCCACUCAAACAUUUACGUCCAAGAAACAAAAAAUGACACAAAAAGACACGUAAAUAUCUACGACUGUCGCAAAAACGGCCACAAAUUCGACCUAAAUCUCAAAUGUGAAGGCUGUGGAAUAAAAACAUACGACAAAGUUCAAGUCACCAAUGAAACUCUGCAAGAAUUAUGUCAAUUAUGGGUUGAAGGCCAAAUCUCAAAUUUCACGUACAUUUCCGCUUUGAAUAAGCUUUCAGGGAGGAAAUUGGGCGACCCCAAUUGCCACCAUGUCUUUCCGUGGGUCACCGAUUUCGCUUCAAGGUGUGGCAAAAACUGGCGCGAUUUAAAGAAAUCCAAAUAUAGACUUAAUAAAGGGGACCGACAGUUGGACUUGACUUAUGAAAAUGCGUCGUCGCAAGUGCCCCACCACGUGUCUGAUGUCUUGUCUUCAAUCACCUAUUACGUCUACAUGGCGAGGAGGACCCCCAAGUCGGUUUUGUGUAAGAAUGUGAGGACAAUUUGGGUACCAGCGGAGUACCCAAGCUCGAUUCAGAGAAUGCAAGAGUGGACUCCAGAUGAGUGUAUUCCAGAGUUUUUCACAGAUCCGACGGUUUUUAAGAGUAUACAUGACGAUUUGGAUGACUUGGAAGUACCCACGUGGUGUGCAGGACCGGAAGAUUUUAUCGAGAAACACAGAGAAGCCUUGGAGAGUGCACACGUGUCGGAGAGGCUACAUUAUUGGAUUGACCUCACUUUUGGAUACAAAUUGGCCGGCACCGCCGCUAUCAAGGCCAAAAACGUCUGCCUCCAUCUCGUCGACGACCACACCAAACUGAUGAAAUCUGGAAUUGUCCAACUCUUCACCCAUCCGCAUCCCCCAAAAGCCACUCCAACCCUCUUCUGGAACAAAAUACCCCCGAAAAUUUACAUCAGCAAGACCAAAUCGAAGUCACGUGACCGGAGCAACUCACCGGCUUUAGCCCUCGACUCAAAAACCGACGACGAAGACGUCGACGACGUUCCAACUUUCUCAAACCGAUCACUGGGCCUUUCCCGGUUUCUCUCCCGAAGUCGGUCAUCUCUCAAUGAAGAAAAACCGAAAAAUUCGACCCGAAGUUUAAGUUCAGGACCGAAAAAUCCGGCCUUUGCCUCACAUCUCAAAGUUCAAAGUUCGUCACUGACCACCGGAGUUAUCUACUUGCCGAAGGAGUAUCGCCCGGAGCAAUAUCUGGAGAAUUUGGAAAAGAAACAUUCGUUUUUCUCGAAAAGUUUUCACCUUGAAGAGAAACGGGUUAAAUAUCUGGAGGAUAAAACGCUCAAGGAGCAAACAAAUGAUGAUUGUUUGGUACAAAACGCUUUCACAAAUCUGAUUUUUAGUGAAAAUUUUGAAAAACGUUUGUUACAAGACAAUCAGAAUUUUCACCGCUCCAAAAUACAAAAAAAUGAAAAUCAUAUUAUUUGCAACUACUCUGAUAUCAUCUCAGCGAGACGCAUCCGAGAGUUGCAAAUUCUCGGAUGUCUCAUUGUGGAAAUAUUCAUGUCGAAACAGUUGCGAGCGUUAGGUGCCAACGAUUCGAAUUUGUCUUUCACCGACAGGUUUAAAGCCUGUCUUACAGUGGUCAAAAGUUGUGCCGAAAUCCCCCCCUGUAUUUCAUACGUUGUUCAUUUGUUACUCCAACCUGAUACUAUCAUCUUCAAGGAGUUCAAAUAUCCGUCCGUGACCAAUUUGGGAUUACCUCCACCAAGUGCCCAUCAGCUCCUGGAACCGCUUCUCCAUUCCGUAAUCCCCUUUUCUCGACUUUUCCCUUAUUUGUACUCGCUUAUCGCGACCCUCAAAGACUUCAAAAACGUGGCCACGGAGUUGGGAGUUUUGUACCACUUCGACUGUAACGGCGAAAUGUGUGCAGAAUACGAAAGUUUGGAACGGACGAAAGUGUUAUUCGCUCAAAACAUCGGUGAGUGUAAAGUCAAAUCCUGUGCCAGGAAUUUGGAGAGUUUACUGGAAGAGUUGAACACAACUACUGAUUUGGAAGUUGCAAAUAUACUCAUCCCGCAUAUCCAAGAAUUGAUUGAGGAUCCUCCAACAUCAGUCCUAGCUGCUUGGUAUUUAUUCGACCCGCUUUCACGUGUUUUGGGACCCCAAAAAACGGCAGAAAGUCUCCUUGAACCAAUUUUGAAAUUGUAUGAAAAUGAACCAACCGAGGCCACUUUGCCAUACUAUGGCAAAAUUGCGAAGUUGUAUCAUCAUAGUUUUCUCUUACGACUGAUUGUAAGACUUGGAUUGAAGUGUUUUUUGGAUAAUCUUGUAGCGCCUCUUGUGGAAGCCGUUGGUCGAUAUAAAGACUACGAAAAAGUCGAUUUUAUUCUUCACACACAUUCGGAAAAAUUUGUUCGGAAAACGUCGCAUUUGAAAACGAUGGAUACCGAACAUGUUGAUACUUCCGGGAGUGAUGACUCGAGUGUCUCAUCUGAUAAACGGCCAACUCCAAAACAAGAAGUCGCUGCUGAACCGGAAGUUUUUGAUUUUGAUGAUGAUAAACAAAACGAAGAACAAUUAAAAUCGCUGAUGGAACAUUUAGAGUUAAACGUAGCCUCUGAUUUGCCUUUUAAUCACUCGACAGCAGAGGAGGCAUUAGAUGCCACUCUAACUGAAAAUCUGGACCAAUUGAGAAGUCUCGAGGAACUCACCAUGAAUCUUAGUGAAGACGACAUUGAAAUUAGACCUGGGGUUUCCUCCCCAACCAUUCCAAUCCCUUCCACCAAACAAGAAUUCAGUAAUAUUAGUUGUGAGGUUGGGAGUAAGAAAAGUGACUCACUUCAACUCGAUUUAGUCUUGGAUUCACCCGGGUCGACUGCUUCCGAUCAAAAGAAACCGCCAUCUGUCUCCAAAUCUAAGAAACAAGACGCGAAAAUAUCAGAUAUGAGUUCUGAUAGUCUGGUUUGGUUGUCACAUAGACUGGGGCCGGUCCUCACGGCUCGAUAUCUGUCACGAAAUUUGCUCAAAAUGUUGACUUUGUGCUAUGUGGGCAAGGAUAAUUUGACUCUAGUACAAAAAGAAGAACAUUCGAGGGAGAUUGAAACGCUUUCGGUGGUUAAUAGUUAUGUUUUGGGAGACCAAAAUGCGGUCAAGGUUUUGGAAUGCCUGACGAGUAUUGCAGGUUUGUACGGGGAGCAGCUGAUUCUGUUCCAAUAUAUCCCCCACAUGAGCGAAUUAAUCGCUUUGUGCAAAAGACGACUGACUCCCAAUUUGGAGGGGGGUUUGAUCUCAUGUCUCGCUUUACUACAACACGUCAUCCCUUAUUUAUCUGACUCAACUCUGAUGGAUCAUUUACAGGACGUGAUCUUAAAAAAUAUACUCCAUCCAAUUGUGAGACUGUUAGCUUCAACGAAAUACACAUUCCCAAGCGGUUAUACAGCUCGUAACAUUCUAGCUCGUAAAUAUUUGGACACACUGUACGUCCUUUCGAUACGAAUGGGUUCUGAUAUGACUCGAACCCAUUUGGCGGUUCCAGCACUUCAGAGGUUUUUUCUCAUUUUUGAUAAAGUCUUUUCGGGGGAAGAUGCACACCAACCGGAGGAUAGUCAAGUCAGCCAAUCGGAGAAGGAAGAAUCUCACUAUGUUGAAUUGUGUAGAGACGGAUCUGUUAAUGAAUGGAGUGUCGGGGGAAAACCGAUUCAAAUCUCGCGAAUGAAUGACACGGAUUCGGGGUUGCUACUAGAGGACGCAUCUGAGCAGAGUUUAGAUGAGUUGCGAAUGGCUUUCACUACUGAGUUGGCAUAUACGGCCUAUUUGCCUUUUUUGAGACAUAUAGGGGCUAAUUCGUUGGAGAUUUCGCUCAAAAAUCACAGUUUGAUCAAGGAGUUGUGUCAGGAGUACGAGCAGGGGGCCAAGUCGAGUGUCCCUAUACCGAAAUCGGCCGAUUUUAAAACCACGAUUUCGGCUUCGAGUAGUAUCGGGAGUAAUAUAGCCCUAGUUGGGAAUCGGAUCGAUGUCCAAACCGACGAUUUGGAAAAUGUUAAUACGGAUUUGUUGAGUCUUGUCAGUAAUCGAUUGGAGAAUAACAGUCGACAUUUGAGAGGCAACUGGUUGGCCUAUUGGGAGCACGAAAUUGGCCGCUCAGACAAAGACACAAUGUUUAAUUUCAAGCAAAUCAAAUUACAGACUUUCGCUGGUCACACACACAGUGUUAAGUGUCUCUACGUCCUAGAUAACGAAAAUAGUUUCAUAUCGGGGAGUAGGGACAAAACUGUCAAAUUAUGGUCACUGAGGAGUCAAGGAGACGGUUCGAGUGUCUCAACUUGUCAAUGGACAUACACAGCCCACAAAAAAUCAGUCCUUUCCAUUACUUUCAUCGAAAGUAUGAGACUAGUAGCGUCGUGCGACAGCGUAGUACACAUUUGGGACCCAUUCAUGGGGGUCAACGUGGGUCAUUUGGAGUCUCCCAGGUACCCCCCUGUUAACGUUUUAAGGAGUUUACCUGCACCGUCGAGUCUUGUAUUCGCUGCUACGACUGACGGAACGGUUAAAGUGAUCGAUACGAGAACUUGUAGCUACAUCCACGAACUAAAAGUGAGUUUGAACCCGACUGGGCUAAUUCGGUGUCUCGCGGUGUCCCCCUCAGGGGCGUGGGUGGCCACGGGUCAGUCAUCUGGUACCAUCACCGUUCUGGAUACUCGCACCGGAUUAAUUAUCUCGACUUGGAAAGCCCACGAGAGUGAAGUUCUCCAACUCAUCGCAGCCGACAACUCGACUCUUAUUUCCUCAAGUCUGGAUCAGACUAUCGGUGUGUGGAAUGCCAGCGAUGGCAAGUUUAAGUUUCAUCUCAGGUUAGUACCUCUCGUCCGAUUGAACCAUCUCAUUGCUAUUAAUAGGUCGUCUUUUAUCAGGGGGGCAACCGAGCCAGUGCACUGUUUGAAUGUUUACAAUAAUGAACUGAUUUCGGGGACGACGGCCAAUAGGAUUGGCGUUCACACGUCUAUCGACAUGGAGGCGUCGUUCUCGAGCACCAAGUUGAGGUCGGACGCGUUUAAGGGGCUGUUGACCUCCAUGGCGUUGCUGCCGUUGAAUAGACUUUUGUUGUUAGGGGCUGAUACGGGGACUAUUAAUUUGUUGUGUUGAACUCUUGCCUGGUAAGUAACCGUCGUUUGUUUUCAUAUUCCAGUGCAAUUCCGUAAAACCGAUGUGAUCUUUUGUUUUAUUUGUAUACCGAGAUUGUCAGGGACUAUAUUUACAGUUGAAUAACUUGCAAAAUUUUAUUUUGUACAGAAUAAUUAUAAUAGUUAGCCAAUCGGAAACCAUCACGGGUGAUGGAUUGUUGUUACCUAAAGGCUAGUGUGUUUUAUUUAAAGUCCCUCAAAAUCAAAAAUAAUCGUGGCGAGUUGUAGAUUCGUGUCACUAGUCAGUUCUCAAUGUAGGGCUAUUUUGUCAUCGCCACAUAUUUUUUAGAGACCUGUACUAUGAUUAUUUUAUCUUUAUUUACCUGUUCUUUAGUAUUAUACAAUCCAAAGAUAUGCAAUGCGUGAUGUAAUACAAUAAGUUGUGCAAAUAAAAUUUGUAAAGAGAGGUGUUUAGUCUGCGGUCC
This is a messenger RNA of Tribolium madens (black flour beetle), 6515 nucleotides long. It is a transcript of the gene Wdr81, whose product is annotated as WD repeat-containing protein 81. Gene Ontology annotation, cellular component: mitochondrion. Lineage: Eukaryota; Metazoa; Arthropoda; Insecta; Coleoptera; Tenebrionidae. The record is from RefSeq and is a predicted model, not a curated record. Bases 173 to 6052 code for a protein of 1959 amino acids. The transcript has 6 exons. Gene Ontology annotation, biological process: aggrephagy. Gene Ontology annotation, molecular function: protein binding; phosphatidylinositol 3-kinase regulator activity.